CAAUAGGCCGGCCCCGGCCUCUCGGCAGAGAGAGGCCAUCACGGUGGCGAUCUGAAAAGGGGGCCAGCCGAAUGCUGGAGGAGUGGGCCCGUGAAAGGUGGAGACGUGGCAAGUAAAUGCAGUCCAGCCGGAAGUGGCACCUCUGCGCAUGACUAUAAACAAGGUUGUUGUUGAUGAAAUUUAGUUUCCGGCUAAAUUGUGCCCGCCACCCCCAUGGGCUGUAGGUGAUCCCCGAUGCUUCAGAGGAAAGCCAAAAAGCACCCCUGUCCCUGAUUGCAAUUGUGCCUCCACGAGUUGGGUGCCUCCAUCGUUGUAAGGAUCUGCGUCCAAAUGCCUCCCGAGCCCUGUACAGUCCCUGUGCGCUCUACUCACCAUGCCCGUGGAGGAAUUUGUGGCUGGCUGGAUUUCAGGAGCUGUGGGGCUGGCCUUGGGGCACCCAGUGGACACAGUGAAGGUGCGGCUGCAGACGCAGUCUGGCUAUCGGGGGAUCCUGGAUUGCGUAAUCAAAACGUACCGCAAUGAAACGGUCCUAGGCUUCUUUAAGGGGAUGAGUUUCCCACUGCUGAGCGUGGCCCUGGUGAACUCAGUGAUGUUCGGGGCCUACAGCAAUGCCCUGCUGUACCUGAGCGCCACCCAUCACCACGACCGCCACGCCAACCCUCCCAGCUACGCCCACGUCCUCACCGCUGGCAGCUUCUCCGGCCUGAUGCAGGCUGUGGUCCUGGCUCCUGUUGACCUGAUCAAAGUUCGGCUACAGAACCAGCUUCACCCCUAUGGGCUGAAGAGUCUAGCGGGGGCCUCUGGAGCCCAGUACCGGGGCCCGGUGCACUGUGGUGCCAGCAUAUUCCGCGAGGAGGGGGUCAUGGGCCUGUUCCGGGGCACCUGGGCCCUGGUGUUGCGAGAUACACCCACUAUGGCCAUCUACUUCCUCACCUACACCAGCCUCUGCCAGGCCAUGACAGCGCAGGGGCGAGAACCAGGGCCAGUGACAGUUCUCAUAGCUGGGGGCUGUGCUGGCACCACCUCCUGGGUCUUCGCCACGCCCCUGGACGUGAUCAAGGCCCGGCUCCAGAUGGACGGGGUGAAGGGAGUGUCCUACUGCGGGGUCUGGGAUUGCAUCCGCAUCAGCGUUCGGCGUGAGGGACCCCAGGUCUUCCUAAAGGGCCUUACCCUGAACAUUAUCCGUUCCUUCCCUGUCAACGCGGUGACCUUCCUGAGCUACGAGAACAUCCUGAAACUCAUCUGCUGAGCCCCACCCUGCUCCCUGCAGCAUCAUGCACUGGGGAGCCAGCGCUGACUGCCAGGGGAGAGUCCCCCAACUGAGCCCCCUGCCCAGCUCCCUGUAACAGAGCGCCCCCUAGCAUUGUGCUGGAGGGAGGGGAGCUUAGUGAUUUGGCAUUGGCCUGCUAAACCCAGGGUUGUGAGUUCAAUCCUUGAGGGGGCCACUUAGGGAACUGGGGUCAAAAUCUAUCUGGAGAUUGGCCCUGCUUCGAGCAGGGGGUUGGACAAGAUGACCUCCUGAGGUCCCUUCCAACCCUGAUAUUCUAUGAAGGUCAGCACUGCCUGCGAGAGGAAGGCAGGAUUACCCCUCCUACAAUCUAUCCCCCAAGGUUAGGCUGUGUCCUAGAUCCAAAUGUCCUGAGUGACAUUGGUUCUCCCCACUUUCCAUGCAUCUUAGCACCUUGGGGAGAGGAACUGCCUGGUAGUGGGGAGGGGGAGGGGGAGGGGGAGUGAUUUGGGAGCUGGGGAUGAAAUAGAGAGAAUGAGAAAACUGAAGAGCUGGUCCUUGGGGGGCGGGGAUGGACAUGCUGCUAAAAAGCACAGAGCCAUGAGUUAGGCCUCCUGGGUUCUAUGCCAGAUCUAGGAGUAGAGUGGGAUUUGGGGGCUAGAGCGGGUGGGAGUCAAGACUGCUGGGUUCUUUUCCCAGCUCUGGGAGAGGAAUGGGGCCUAGUGGUGCAUGUCGGGGGAGGAGGGGCCAUAGGCAGAGCAGUGUCGGGGAAGGAGUUCUGGGAGUAGGAGGAUUUCUCCUUACCCAGCUAUAGCAUUUCCAUGGCAACAGAAAAUCUACUUAAUUCUCAUCAGUCAGCAAACUCUCUGCUGUUAGCCUGGCCCAGUCCAGUCUGACAGGCAGAGACCCUGCCACCGCCACCCUGGAGCAGGCUGCAAUGUGCAGGGACCAGUGGAGGCGAGCUAAACCUAUUCAGUGGUUUGAGCAUUGGCCAGCUAAACCCAGGGUUGUGAGUUCAAUCCUUGAGGGGGCCAUUUAGGGAUCUGGGGCAAAAAUCUGUCUGAGGAUUGUCCUGCUUUG
This is a messenger RNA of Mauremys reevesii (Reeves's turtle), 2308 nucleotides long. It is a transcript of the gene SLC25A45, whose product is annotated as solute carrier family 25 member 45. The transcript is spliced from 8 exons. Gene Ontology annotation, cellular component: mitochondrion. Lineage: Eukaryota; Metazoa; Chordata; Testudines; Geoemydidae. Gene Ontology annotation, molecular function: transmembrane transporter activity. Gene Ontology annotation, biological process: transmembrane transport. The coding region runs from base 374 to 1249 and encodes 291 amino acids. The record is from RefSeq and is a predicted model, not a curated record.